Aplosporella prunicola CBS 121167 is the source of this 2296-nucleotide messenger RNA. RefSeq lists its product as uncharacterized. The transcript is spliced from 4 exons. Gene Ontology annotation, cellular component: actin filament bundle; actin filament; cytoplasm. The record is from RefSeq and is a predicted model, not a curated record. Gene Ontology annotation, biological process: actin filament bundle assembly; actin filament network formation. Gene Ontology annotation, molecular function: actin filament binding. The coding region runs from base 180 to 2135 and encodes 651 amino acids. Lineage: Eukaryota; Fungi; Ascomycota; Dothideomycetes; Botryosphaeriales; Aplosporellaceae.
ACCAAGAGUCCCCUACGUCUCGUCUUGCCCAACGCGCAUGCCCAACUCAUCUAUCCACUUGCGCCGCGCCUGCUCUGUCUUUUCCGCGCGCCUCUAGGCAGCUACUUUGCUCUUAUAUCCUUUUUUUCUCGCCCGAUACCCCCCUCCCACACUCAACCUCUCCUGACAAUCCCCGCACCAUGAACGUCCUCAAGCUUCAGAGGAAAUAUCCUCAGUUCGAACAGGCCGACAUCUUCGGUCUUACCGAUGCAUUCCGCAAGCUCGACGUCGACGACAAGGGCUACCUCGACGAGGCCACCGUCAUCAAGGCGACCCAGACCUCGGAGCGCCAGCCCUACGAUGUCGUCCGUCAAGCGCUGAAGGAGGUCGAGCUGGACAGCUCGAGGAGAGUAGAACUCGACGACUAUGUCGACCUCAUCGCCAAAUUGCGCCUCUCUUCGCCCGCCCAGCAGCGCAUGUCGACGGGUCCCACGCGUCCGCGAGGCCUCAGUGGCGCCGCUGGUAACAUUCCGCAAUCUCCCGUUCACGCUCGUGGAGGCAGCCAGGGUGGUGGAAGGAUACAGGUCCAGGGCUCCUCCUCCAACGUCACACACACCAUCAACGAGGAUGAACGUACCGAAUUCACGCGCCACAUCAACGCUGUCCUUGCCGGCGAUGAGGACAUUGGCAACCGUCUUCCCUUCCCCACCGACACCUUCGAAAUGUUCGACGAGUGCAAGGACGGCCUGGUUCUUGCCAAGCUCAUCAACGACAGCGUUCCAGACACCAUCGAUGAACGUGUGCUGAACAGGCCCGGCAAGAAGAUCAAGCAGCUCAAUGCCUUCCACAUGACCGAGAACAACAACAUUGUCAUCGAAUCCGCCAAGGGUAUCGGCUGCUCCGUUGUCAACAUUGGCAGUGGUGACAUUAAGGAGGUGCGCGAGCAUUUGAUCCUCGGUCUGAUUUGGCAGAUUAUUCGCAGAGGUCUUUUGGGCAAGAUUGAUAUCAGACUUCAUCCCGAGCUUUACAGGCUGCUGGAGGAAGAUGAGACCCUUGAGCAGUUCCUUCGCUUGCCUGCCGAGCAGAUCCUUCUCCGCUGGUUCAACUACCACCUGAAGAACGCCAAGUGGCACAGAACCGUUUCCAACUUCUCAACCGACGUCAAGGAUGGCGAAAACUACACCGUCCUCCUCAACCAACUGAAGCCAGAGAUCUGCUCUCGCGCCCCGCUUCAGACCUCGGACUUGAUGACCCGUGCUGAGCAGGUCCUCGACAACGCCGAUAAGCUGGAUUGCCGCAAGUUCCUGACGCCCAAGGCCCUCUGUGCCGGAAACCCCAAGCUCAACCUUGCUUUCGUUGCCAACCUGUUCAACACGCACCCCUGCCUCGACCCCAUCACCGAGGAGGAGAAGGCCGACAUUGAUGAUUUCGAUGCAGAGGGCGAGCGCGAGGCUCGUGUCUUUACUCUUUGGCUCAACUCGCUCGAUGUCCAGCCGGCUGUCCAGAGCUUCUUCGAGGACCUCCGCGAUGGCCGCAUCUUGCUGCAGGCUUACGACAAGGUUAUUCCUGGCAGUGUCAACUGGCGUCACGUCAACAAACUGCCUCCUAGCGGCGGUGAGAUGAUGCGCUUCAAGGCGAUCGAGAACACCAACUACGCGAUCGAGCUCGGCAAGCAGAACAGCUUCUCCUUGGUCGGAGUUCAGGGCGCCGACAUUACUGAUGGUCAGCGCACCCUGACGCUGGGCAUGGUCUGGCAACUUAUGCGCAAGGACAUUGUCAACACUCUCAUCUCUCUCGCUCAACGCCUCGGCAAGCGCGAAGUUACGGAUGCCGACAUGGUUAAGUGGGCCAACGACAUGUCGCGCCAGGGCGGCAAGACCAGCGCCAUCCGCUCUUUCAAGGAUCAAUCCCUCGCGAACGGUGUCUUCCUGCUUGAUGUGCUGAACGGCAUGAAGAGCUCGUACGUCGACUACGAUCUUGUCGCCACCGGCCGCAGCGACGAGGACGCAUAUGCCAACGCCAAGCUGGCCAUUUCCAUUGCCCGUAAGCUGGGUGCCACGAUCUGGCUGGUGCCAGAGGAUAUCUGCACUGUCCGCAGCCGUCUUAUCACCACUUUCAUUGGUAGCUUGAUGGCUACGCACGAGAAGAUGUCUUAGAUUGUCGGCAUUUGCAGAUUUGAAAGAGGCGCGCUUUCUUUUGAAGGUUGAUCAGUUUACGAAAAGUCAACAUGAGAUAGGUUUUGUGGUUUCCCUUAUCGAGUACCCGUAGUAGCGUUCAGAUAGCAAGUCAAAAUGAAGAUAUGAUUUAGCUUAACGAG